GUUAGGUUUGGUUAAACAAAUACAGUAAUAUACAAAGCAGAUCAAUAAAGAGCGAAGCUUGCCGCCAAUACUGUCUCCUCUUUUCCAGUUCAAGUCUUCAACGCCGCAGCUUCAGACACGACAUUUUCGGUCUCUCUCCGUAUAUAUUGGUACGCCGAUCGAACGAUGAGGGUUAUUGAUGGGUUUAGGGACAUUUUGAAGGUGCAGAGAUUUCGGAGAAUCGUGUCGUAUACCGGGUUUUAUUGCUUCACAGCAGUUGUUACCUAUGCCUACACUAAUAACACGACUCGAGCUGGGUACUCUCGAGCUGAUCAGUACUACGCUUCAUAUCCAGCUGGAACGGAGCUUUUGACUGAUGCUGCCAAGUUAUAUAAAGCUGCUCUUGGCAAUUGCUUUGAAAUCGAAGAGUGGGGACCAAUUGAGUGGUGCGUAAUGGCUGAUCAUUUCGCCCGUCAAGGGAAAUCCCCGUUUGAAUAUCACGCUAAAUACAUGGCACACCUUGUUUCCCAUGGACAACUUGAGGAUAGUGGCUAAAGGUUCAUGUAGACCAUCUGAUGGAGCAGUUAGUAGAAAAUACUUUUGUAUAAUCGUUAUAGCAAUGUUGGACAUCAUAUGAAGUCGUAAUGCUUUUUGUACAACAAUCGAUAAAGUCGACUUUGUAUUCAAUAAGUCAAUAAUUUCUUGUAAUUACAUCUGAAAAACAUGUAAACUGCAAUUUAUUUUAACUCCUAGUUUAACUUCA
Messenger RNA from Daucus carota subsp. sativus, 742 nucleotides. RefSeq lists its product as uncharacterized. The record is from RefSeq and is a predicted model, not a curated record. Bases 166 to 534 code for a protein of 122 amino acids. The transcript is spliced from 5 exons. NCBI's taxonomy places the organism in Eukaryota, Viridiplantae, Streptophyta, Magnoliopsida, Apiales, Apiaceae.